Messenger RNA from Westerdykella ornata, 1378 nucleotides. Its product is annotated as ICMT-domain-containing protein. The record is from RefSeq and is a predicted model, not a curated record. Gene Ontology annotation, cellular component: endoplasmic reticulum; membrane. Gene Ontology annotation, molecular function: protein C-terminal S-isoprenylcysteine carboxyl O-methyltransferase activity. The transcript has 2 exons. Gene Ontology annotation, biological process: C-terminal protein methylation. Bases 185 to 988 code for a protein of 267 amino acids. NCBI's taxonomy places the organism in Eukaryota, Fungi, Ascomycota, Dothideomycetes, Pleosporales, Sporormiaceae.
AGGCGCUCUCUUGCUAUUGUUCCACCUUCACCGUGCGCCCUUUGGGCCUCUGUUCUUCAAUUCUGUAUAUUUCCUGAUGCAUACUGACCAUUUUCUGUCGUUUACUGACUUGUAGUUCCUUACUAUCCCUCGUCUUCGCCACUCCCCUUCCCACUCCUCGAAUUCCUCCAAUUCCAAAACCACGAUGAAUGGUCACAGUCGCCGUCACAAUCCCCUCGAAGAGGACAAGGACCUCCCAACCAAAAGCAGUACCUUUACUGUUCAUUCCUCUACUAAAUAUCCCAUCCCAAUCGCCUUCUACCCCAAUGGCAACCGUUCCCUCUCCGGCAUCGCCCUGCGCGCCUUCUGGCUCGGCGUCUUCUUCGUCCUCGGCCUCACCCUAACCGUCUUCCUCUCUCUAUCGCACAGCCGUCUCUGGCGACCCCCUUUCUUUGUCUCCACCCUCUGCCUCUUCCACUUCCUCGAGUUCUGGAUCACGGCAGAAUACAACACACCGAGCGCAUACGUCUCGUCCUUCCUCUUGACCAACGGGAGCCGCUACCGCCAAGCGCAUACCUUCGCCUUCCUCGAAACAAUCAUAACCUCCUACUUCUUCCCAGGCUGGCAAGCGCGGGUCAACCCGCCCUCCGUCAUCGCCCUGGGUAUCUUCAUGAUCGUCGUGGGCCAGACGGUGCGCAGCUGGGCCAUGGCGCAGGCAGGCACGAAUUUCAACCACCAGGUGCAGUCGGAGAAGAACGAGGGCCACGAGCUCGUCACGCGCGGCUUGUACGCUUGGUUCCGGCACCCGUCGUAUUUUGGCUUCUUCUGGUGGGGGCUCGGGACGCAGGUGGUGCUGGGGAAUGCGGUGAGUUUUAUCGGGUAUGCGGUCGUGCUGUGGUAUUUCUUCAAGACGAGGAUCGAGCAUGAGGAGAAACAUCUCGUGGAGUUCUUCGGGAAGGACUAUGAGGAUUAUAGGGCGAGGACGAGGGUCUGGAUUCCGUUUAUCUGAGAUGUGGUAUCCUGGUGGAUAGUCCAGCGUGGUAGGCGUCUCUCAACCUCGAUUGGGCUUGUGGCUAUCUUUUGGAUGUGGUUGGCCGGGCCCGGGCCUACUACUUAGCGACGAGUUGAAUGUGCACCAAUUGGACCGCCAUUUUCGACCAGGCUGAAGCCAAAUAGAUGCUGCAUGAUAUAUGAAUGGUACGAUUGAACGCACAGCAUGAACCUCUUCUUUCUUCGCGUAUUCCGUGCCUAUCGUCUUCCAGGGUUUUGGUAUGUACCACUUCCUCUCCAAACGCACCACGUUCACUUAGGGGGAACCAAGCAAUACUUCUUCUUCGCAGAACCCGGUGUCACCUCUUUCUAUUGCUGCUUCGGUCAGGGAUGAUGGAAAAAACGUGCG